This is a messenger RNA of Cryptosporidium ubiquitum, 1800 nucleotides long. RefSeq lists its product as uncharacterized. Gene Ontology annotation, molecular function: catalytic activity; iron-sulfur cluster binding. Bases 1 to 1800 code for a protein of 599 amino acids. Gene Ontology annotation, biological process: tRNA methylation; rRNA base methylation. The transcript has a single exon. The record is from RefSeq and is a predicted model, not a curated record. Lineage: Eukaryota; Apicomplexa; Conoidasida; Eucoccidiorida; Cryptosporidiidae.
AUGGAAAAUAAAAGAAGAACAGAAAUAAAACGACAUUCUAUUUUUGAUUAUAAGUCAUUAACUAGAGCAUUAGACAAUGCAGGUGUAAAAAGAAUUCAUGCUUAUACAAUUUGGAGGAAUAUUGUACAAAAAAACAUUAAAGAUGUCUCAGAAAUCAAGAACAUCCCAAAAGCUGCUUAUAAAGUAAUAAAUGAACAAUUUUCCAUAUUAAAUAUACAAUUAAUUAACUCACAAACAUCAAAAGAUGGUAAUACAACUAAGAUUAUUUUCAGAUUACAAGAUUCUCAUGAAAUUGAAGCUGUUAUUAUGAGAUAUGGUGAUGAUCAAGAAAAUGAAAAUACGAAUUUUUGUAAUGAUAAUGAUGGUCAAGAGAAAAUUGUUUCAAAAAAGUAUAGAAGAAUCUCAAUAUGUGUAUCUUCCCAAAUUGGUUGCAGAAUGGGUUGUAUGUUUUGCGCUACAGGUUCUAUGGGUCUUAGAGGUUCUCUUUUAUCAGGUGAAAUUCUACAGCAAUUAUAUUAUAUAAGAAAUAUACUUAACGAACCAGUGAGAAAUGUUGUUUUCAUGGGUAUGGGAGAGCCAUUGGAAAAUUAUGAUGAAGUUAUUGAUGCAAUUAGAUUGAUGAUUGAUCCCAGAUUAUUCUCAUUAUCUUCUGGGCAUAUACUUGUUAGUACUGUUGGUAUACCUUCAAAUAUUAUUAACCUUGCUGACGAUUUACCUGGAGUUGGACUUUGCCUAAGUUUACAUGCACCAAAUCAAACUCUAAGAGAGAGAAUUAUACCAAUUGCAAGAUUAUAUAAAAUUUCUGAUUUAAUUAGAUCAUUGGAUAUUUUCAUUUUUAAGACAAUAAUUAAUAAAUGCCAUAAAAAUUUACUAGAUAAUAGAAAUAAAGAACAUAUUAAAGAUAACAUGAAUUAUAAUGACAUAUUAAUUUCAAAUAAAUUGUUAUAUGGACAUAAAAUGAUAAUUAUUGAAUAUACAAUGCUUAAGGACAUCAAUGAUUCAGAAAAUCAUGCAGUUGAACUUGCGAAUUUACUCAAGAACACCCCAAUUUCAAAAAAUAUAUUUGAGGAACUAAUAGAUAAUAGAGAUGAUAGUAUUAAUAUUAAUAUUAAUAAAAAAACAUUUAAUAAUUAUAUAACUGAUAACCAGAUAAUUAAUAAGAACUUUAAAAACCAUGUCGCAAAUACUAUUUUAAAAGAAUUAUCCAAAGAUUUUAAGAGAACCAAUUUUGCCAUAGUUAAUCUUAUUCCAUAUAAUAAAACCAGUACUAGCACUCGUUUUUCCACUCCAUCUAAGGAAACCAUAACAAAGUUUGCCAAGACACUCAUUGAUUUGAAUAUAUUUGUAACAGUUCGAAGGAAAAUGGGAGACGAAAUUUUUGGUGCAUGUGGCCAACUUGCAUUAAAACAUGCAGGAAAUUAUAAUAUUGAGGAUAUUAAUCAACAAUUAAGAGGAAUUUCUGAUGAAUACCAUUCUGAUGAAGACUUUAUAGAUGAUGAAUUACUUAUUAAUUCAUCUGAAAUUGAGGAUUCUGAGCUUGAAACAUUGACUAGUUCUAUUAAUACUAGUGAUCAUUCUCAAACUUCAAGUAAGUCUGUAAAUAUAAAGAGCAAUUCAUUAUUCUCCAUACAAACUAAAUCUAAUAAUAAUUUCAAAAUUUCAAAUAUAUUUUCCACUAUUUUCUCUUCGUAUUAUAAAUUAUGUAAGAGUUUUAUAGUUAAUAAUAAAGCAUCAAUUUUACUUUUUAUUGGAUCAGGUUUUUAUAUAAAUUACUUGCUCAGAAAAAAUAGAAACUCUUAA